Molecule: messenger RNA, 2289 nt
Organism: Neolamprologus brichardi
Lineage: Eukaryota; Metazoa; Chordata; Actinopteri; Cichliformes; Cichlidae
Source: RefSeq, a predicted model, not a curated record
ACACUCAAACUGAGAUUAAAUAAUUAAUUCCAUCGGUAAUGACGUCAGAGACAAUUUCGUUGUAACGCAACACCGCGGUCCCUUUAAUUGUUAACGUAAGCGACGUGCUUUGUGCGUCAUCACGUCCCUUAGCAAAACAGCCAGAGGCCAUGGUCCAAAUCGUUCGUUCAUGGGAUGUUAUCGCCUCUUUCAUGCGCCGGAGUCACGUUCAGCAGGAAAAACCUGCUUUAAAUAUAGUGCAUGAAGAACCACAACCAGGAUGAUCUACAUCAUAAUGGGAGUCUCGGGUUGUGGAAAAAGCACCUUUGGGAUCUUCCUAUCUGAAAAGCUUAAACUAAGCUGUGCACAACAAAAAUCAGUUUUUGUGUUUAGUGUUUGCAUUUCUUUGUGUCUGCAGGACAGAUUGCCGUGGCUUCUCAAACUACACGAAGUCAUUCGGAGAGAGAGGAGUUCAGGCUCUGAUGCUCUCCUGGUGUGCUCUGCACUGAAGCACCAGUACAGACGGAUCCUCCUCCAUGGCUCCAAAGCCCUCACUUCCCCUUCGGAGACAGACCAAGAAAUCUUCCCUCCAGCUUCUCCUGAUGUCUUUUUUCUUUUCCUUCGUGGUGACUAUGAAUUCAUUUACCAGAGGAUGGUGGCCCGGAGGGGUCACUAUAUGAAAGCCGACAUGCUGCGUUCCCAGUUUGAUACUUUAGAGGCUCCGUCUGAUGAGGAGAAUGUGUUGACACUGGACAUCCAGAGGGGCAUCGAUGAUAUGGCUGUGGAGGUUGAAAGGCACUUAAUCAACCACAGGUCAGGGCUACCAGCGUAGCCUUGACCACCACAACAGACCACAUGGGAUCCUUAGCAGCUCUAACAUUGAUAUUCCAGCAAAUAUUCAGGAUCCUGCAGGAUUACAUUUGAAUGACUUUGGUGAUUCCCUGUGUGGCUCUCCACAGCAACCAGGAAUUCACAGUUUCCACUUAUUUGAAAACAUCCAGCAUCUACUCGAUGGACUGGCACACAAGCUUGACAGUGGACAUCAGAUGUUUGGUUUUUUUUCCCCUCUUUCCCUUGAAUAUCUUGAAAACAGUUGAGCAGUAGAUGAAUCCGCAUGUUUGAUUAUUAUAUUGUCACAGAUGCACUUCCUGAUGUUCCCCUCCUAGUUACCCAGGCUUGGACAAAGACUGGAAAGUUGUGACUCCACGAGGCUGGUGUGGUGUCUCCUUCUGGGGUCCCUGUGGGCAUCUUUAGCAUGUAAGUUGAAUAAGUUAAAUAGAACAUGGAGCCCAUUUUUAUAUAAACUUAAAUCUAUAUAAUUUUACAGAAAUAUAACAUCUCUGUAAAUUUUGUAAUAGAUUUAAAGGCCUCGGGAGUAAUAAAAAGUAUGAUAAAUGCCUUUAUCAGGACAAAAUUAAUAUUUUUAGACACUUGAAAACUAAAUACCUACAAAGCUGUGGUAGAAAUGAUUAACAUGUCAACAUGACAGACUAAGAUGAUGAACAUCAGUGUAGUCACACUGUCAUGUGACAUUUUAGCACCUCGCUCGAAGCAGCGAGGUCAGCCUAAGUAGAACAACACAGAGUGUGUGGCCUUUACUGUUGUUCUAGUCCCUUUUGAAUACCUAAUCAGUGUCUGGUUUGUAGUGAGGAUGAGAAAUAAAUCACUGAUUCAGUGUUGAUGUAAAACCACAGAGUGUGGCAGGCUUGACGAGCUCAUUAGUUAUUUAGUAAAGAGUGGAAUACACAGUAUGUGUGAUUUUCGAGAGUUCUAGCUGGUUGCAAACAUUUAAAACAUUUAAAUAUUUAGGUGCCAUUCUAAUAAAAGCAUUGUGUGCUUUGAAACUGAACCGGUUUGUGCGUAUUUAAGGAUGGUAUCUUUUAAGAAUAUGCCAUGGUGAAGAUAAAAGGUUUUUACAGCCUGCUGUGAUUUCUGCCUGUGGGGGUGUAUCCUGCCUUAGGUACCGCCCUUCUGUACCGCUAAGACCAGAGUGCUUAAUUAAGGCCAGAUAGAUUUGUGUGGAGUGGAAGAUGGUGCUAAUUGUUUUUUGUUAAGUGACCAGCUUUUAGGUUUUUCUGUGUUUCUCUUCUUUUCAUAGUGAUAACAUGUGACGAAUCUCCUUUAGUUUAAUCCUUUAACUAAAAAAAACAAACAAACACAUAUUUUCAUUACUAAUUUUGCCUUCUUUUUCAAUCUGGACAUUUUUUGUUACUUCUCCACAUACCCUGGACUUCUGGACGUUUCGAGUGUUUGAUCAUAAAUGAUGUGAUGCUGAUCUUUUUAAUAGUUGGAAUAAACACAUGGAAGCUC